AUGCUGGAUCUUCUGGGACCAUUUCCUCUCCUCCUGGUGCUGCUGGGAUCAUGGGAGCCAGUGAGUCCACUGGAUGACUGGGCUCAAUCCUCCGUCACUGUUCAAACAUUUAUGCUUCGACAUUUAAGACCAGGUCCUGUCAAUUGCCAGACAGCAAUGCCUCGUGUCAAUCUUCAGGAUAGGCGAUGUAAGCCUGAAAACACCUUUCUGCAUGACACCUUGGAGAACGUGGCUGCUACCUGUGGUUUGCGCAACAUGACCUGCAGGAAUGGCCGGGAUAACUGCUACCGGAGUAGAUAUCGUAUUAAUAUGACUUACUGCAAUCGCACUCGAGCGACAUAUCCCAAUUGCAGCUACAGUACUACUCUCCAGAACCAGUUCUAUGUUGUUGCCUGUGAGUGUCGUCAGCCAGGCUUCCCUCCUAAUCGCCUGCUUCCUGUGCACUUAGAUGAAACCACUCCUCUUGUUCACUUACACUUCGGUUAA
Molecule: messenger RNA, 486 nt
Organism: Lutra lutra (Eurasian river otter)
Lineage: Eukaryota; Metazoa; Chordata; Mammalia; Carnivora; Mustelidae
Product: ribonuclease K6-like
Exons: 1
Coding region: 1-486 (161 amino acids)
Biological process (GO): defense response to Gram-negative bacterium; defense response to Gram-positive bacterium; antimicrobial humoral immune response mediated by antimicrobial peptide
Molecular function (GO): RNA nuclease activity; nucleic acid binding
Source: RefSeq, a predicted model, not a curated record